UGUGUGUUGCUGGCCCUGCCUGCCUGCCUGCCAGAGAGGGGAGUCGAGAGCUCUGCUGGGAACUACAUGGUGCUCAAUUUUUCAAGAUGUCGUCGCUGGAACAGAGGCUGUCGCGAAUCGAGGAGAAACUAAAGCAGGAAAACGAAGAAGCCCGCCGGAGAAUCGACCUCAACAUCGACAUGAGUCCGCAGCGAUCACGUCCCAGGCCGAUCAUCGUGAUCCAGCUCAGUCCUGCUCCAGCCCCUUCCCAGCGUGCAGCGCUCCAGUUGCCACUGGCCAACGAUGGAGGCAGCCGUUCGUCGUCUUCAGAGAGCUCGCCUCAGCACCACCCCUACCCCAGCCGCCCGCGACACAUGCUCACCCUGCCCACACCUCCCUAUGGCCUACAGAAGAGUCUAGAGAAUGCAGAGAUUGACCAGAAACUUCAAGAGAUCAUGAAACAGACGGGUUAUCUGAAGAUCGACGGUCAGCGGUAUCCAGCGGAGGUGACAGACCUGAUCAGCGAGGGGGAGAUCGGCAGCGGGACCUGUGGACAGGUCUUCAAAGUGCGAUUCAAGAAGACGGGCCAUGUCAUCGCUGUCAAGCAAAUGCGUCGUACAGGAAACAAGGAUGAGAACAAGAGGAUUCUGAUGGACCUGGACGUGGUGCUGAAAAGUCACGACUGCCCUUACAUCAUCCAGUGCUACGGCGCUAUAGUUACCAACACGGAUGUAUUCAUUGCCAUGGAACUGAUGGGAACAUGUGCGGAGAAGUUGAAGAAGAGAAUCCAGGGCCCCAUCCCAGAGCGAAUCCUAGGAAAGAUGACCGUGGCAAUAGUGAAAGCAUUGCAGUACCUAAAAGAGAAACAUGGUGUCAUCCACCGGGACGUCAAACCCUCCAACAUCCUCCUGGACGCUAAAGGUCAGAUCAAACUGUGUGAUUUCGGCAUCAGCGGACGCCUCGUCGACUCCAAGGCCAAGACCCGCAGUGCCGGCUGUGCUGCCUACAUGGCACCUGAGAGAAUAGACCCUCCAGAUCCCACCAAACCUGACUAUGACAUCCGAGCAGAUGUGUGGAGCCUCGGCAUCUCUCUGGUGGAGCUGGCCACGGGACAGUUUCCCUACAAGAACUGCAAGACAGACUUUGAGGUUCUGACCAAAGUGCUGCAGGAAGAUCCUCCUCUGCUGCCUCUCAGCAUGGGCUUCUCCCUUGACUUCCAGUCCUUUGUCAAAGACUGCCUCACAAAGGAUCACAGAAAAAGGCCAAAAUACCACCAGCUGCUGGAGCAUAAUUUCAUCCGGCGUUACGAGGUGCUGGAGGUGGACGUGGCCGGUUGGUUUCAGACAGUGAUGGAUCGCACCGAGUCGCCUCGCAGCAGCCAGUGUUACAGCCAUCAGCACCAGCUCCACUCGCUCUUCAGUAGGUAGCCUAGCCUAGCCCAGCCCGGCGUUAGCUUAGCCAUGCGCUAGUCUAGCCUAGCUUUAGCUUUGCCAAGCCCAGACUCAGUCUGUCCUAGUCUAGCCCAGCGUCAGCAGCUAAGCCUAGCGUUAGACCCAGCCCACCUGUCCAUCUGUCCACCGGAGAACCUGACGAGGUGGAGGAAGAGAAGGAGACUCGAUGGAGGACUCUGGAUGGACAGAUGGAGUGAUGGACGGAGAGAUGGGACUGAUGGAUGGGUAGACGCUGCAGGUGGUUCUCUUUAGGUUUGUGUCAAAUCUGGACAGGCAGACACGGGGAAGGAGGGGGCUGAGAAAAGGGUUCACACUGUAGUUAGCUUCUUUCAUUUACACACUGUUACAUCACGUUACACUAUCAUAUCACGUCACAUCACAGUGUGUGUUAACAGACACACACACUUCAGUACAAACUGUGUGUGUGUAUGUGUGUGUGUGUGUCAUAUGUGUUUCUACUAUUUCCUCCACCCUUCAUUAGUUUUUCACCUACAUGUCUGUCUCCAGCAUUGAUCCAAGCCGUUUGGAUUAGUCAACAGAGUAGUCACUACACACUGGAACAAAGCAUCUGCUAUGUUAGCAAUCAUGAAUCGCUCUUGUACAUAAACGUUAUGGUGGACACAGCAAUGUCCGGUGCAAUUAUGAUUCUUCAGGUGUUUCUACUAUCACACAUUCUCAGGCUGUAGCUAUGUGUGUGUAUGUGAGUGUGUGUGAGUGAGUGAGCAUUCCUGUGUUUGUGUGUGUGCGUGUAUGAAUAAAUAUCAAGACACAGUCACUGGUUGUUUUUAUAAGUGAGAUUAUAUUUCCUAGUCAUUUAUUCACCUUCACACUACAGCUCUAACACACAAACAAGAACAAAUUAAUCUGUUGGCUUAUUUUUAACAUGUAAAAAUAGUAAUUCUCAUUAACAUUGCUAUGAAAUGUGUUUAGAAUAUCCAUCGUUGUAUUUUGCAGCUGCACAAUUGGAAAAAAUACAAAAAAAUUAGUUUUGCGUUCUAGCUUUGUAGAGGAGUCGUUUAUGGGUUUGUUUUUGUGUAUUCAGGAUAGAGUUAGAAGAGCGUUAAAAGACAAGGAGGGAUACUAAGAGGAGUAAGAGAAGAGGAGUCUCCGACUCUUUCUUGAAGUGUGGGGAAAAAAAGCAAGAGAAAGUAGAAGGUGGGAGCCGUGCGCUCGUUGGUGACCAUUUGUAAGACUGAAUAACUGUUACCAGUGUGAGGAAGGAGAGAGGUGAAAAUGGGAGCAGAGUGCUUCAUCAUUAAGAGGGCUAAAGAACAGAAGCUUAUCUUGUACAAAGAAUAUAAACGGAGUAGAUUUUAUUACCUGUGGAGCAUUUCUUUACUUCACUCUCUGUUUGUCUACCUCUUCCUCUUUGUCCACCUCUCCGUCUGCCUCUGCUGUUUAGUGUGAUGUAGUAGCUCCAUUGUGUUUCCAGACCAAAGGCUGCGUGUAGGAUGUUGCUGGUGGAGGCCAAGAGAUUUAGACCUGCUCCUGUGAAAUUUCAGAACCACACUCUUUGGUGUUUUUCGAACCUAGCGCAGGGGUUUCAAAUAAAGAGGCCCGCAUUAAGAAUUGAUUGUUAAACGACACCCACACAUCAGUUGUUUUGUUUUAUUCUAUCCCUGUUUUUUUGGUGUGUGUCUGUCAGUCUUUUGAGGCUGAUUUUAAAGUAGGUUUUUCCUCUCAUUUCAGUCCAGAACUUUGUGAUACUCCGUUAAUAGAAAAGCAGAAAACCUUCAUGUUGGACCUGAUGUGAUUUUUUUGCAUUUUUGCUUGAAAAACUUUUGAAACAAUUAAUCAUCUAUGAAAAUCUAUCUGUGUAUUGAUGAUUGAAGUAAUGGUACCUUCCUACUAUGAGCUUCAGACUUAGCAUAGCGUACCUGACACUAGCUCAGACAGUUUUCAGAGACUUGGGAAAAUUGAUUAAGUUUUUGUGGAGUUUAAUGUGACUUGUUUCUUGUCUCUCAAGGACAAAGCUGUUACCCUCCUUCAAUACAGUCUGAAGCAGCAUCACUCCACUUCACAUGUAGAGCAGUAUCAUAUUUAUGAGAGAGAGGGGAGAGAAAGACACCCCCAGGUAAUUUGACUUUGAGACCCCUGACCUAGAGGAUUGUUAAGGUGAAAGUGAGUGUGUGUGUGUGUGUGUAACAGCUGAACUGGUCAGUGUGUUUAAAAACUGCAGCGUAUAGAUGUACUUCAUGAGCGCAGGUCUGCAGAGACUGACCGACUAGAGUCCUACUGCCUCCCCUAUUACAGGGCCACCGCCAAAGCCUGCUAGAUGUGCAGACUCAAAACCUCCUACGCCCCGUUACGCACCAAACCAAAUCACUGCUAGACACAGAGACCUGAGGUGUGGCAUCGAUCGAGACAAGAAACCGUAAAGUGUCGGGAGAGUGAGCGAGAGAUCCAGGGAUGUUGUCAGGAAGGCAGAAUAGAUGAGUGGAGAUGAAACGACAGGAAAAAGGGAGGAGAGGAUGGAGUGAGGUGAGAAGGAAGACAGGGAGCAUUAAGAAAGUGGGAUGGGAAGUUAAAGAAAAGUCAGAGACAAACUGGAGUUGGAUGACAGGAAGUAAGAGUUUGAAAAAGGAGAGAAGAAAUGGAGGGAGAACAUCAGUCCAAGUUUCACGGGGCUGCCGAGCUCUGAGGCUAGCUAGUUAUUGUAAAAAGCUUUCAUGGUGUUACACCAACCUACCAAUUAUGAUUUUAGCGAGUGAGUUAGCGUGUUGUGUUUAUGAUGUUGAUGUUCUGUUCAAACUAUGUUAUUUAUUACAUUGCUACUGCUGCUACUUUUUAUUGCUUUAGACGCUGCUGUCACUUCUUUUCCCCAAAGGACAAAUACUUUAUUCUUUUUCUUUUAAGCCAAAUAAAUGAAAUAAUGCAAUGUCUACACAUGUUACCAAAUACUGAGGAGCAAGUGUGAAGAGGGCAAAAGCAAGUGAGAUGGAUUAGAAGAGAAAGUGCAGGGAGGUUGGCUUCACAAAAAGUACUAACUCACACAAAAUGUAAACACACACCUCACCUCAAAUGUAGCUCUAUGUGUAAUGGAAGUAGUUAAUCAUUUAUAUCCCAUCGUCACACUACAACUCUGUACAGUGUAGAUAUGAUUAGCGGGGAUGUCUGUCUGUCCAGAUGCUUUUUGUCACAUCCAUCCUUUACUCUGUCCAUCCAUCCCUCCGUUUGUCCACAGGUCGCCUGCAAGCUUGACAACCUUGACAGUUCACACCAAAGGUGUCCACAACUUAAACAAAAAUACAAGAGCGUUGUUGUUAUUGUUAUGACUAUUGUUAUUGACAUUAUAAUUGAUUACUCUCAGCUAUGAUAUAUAUGAAAUCUCUCUAUAGCUAGUGGGAGAGGGUGGGGGGGGCGCUGUAGUAUAGCAGUGCCGUGUUUGUGUCAUAUACUGUACAGGGGGAGACUGGUGCAUUAACAUACGACAAGGGCCAAGCAAUAAAAACCAGCUGGCUCCUCUUUCUGCUCAGUGAAUCAAACUGACCACAGGCCUGUGUCAAGAAGUGAAGUUCAUAUUAGUCUAGGUCUCUCUCUGGGGCUGCCUGGCUUCACCGAGCCGCUGAACAUCCUGGGAAUCUGGUAUCGCACAGCUGGUUACCAGCUGGCUCCGUUAACUCUGGCUUUACUAACACAGCUAAUUCAGAAAGAGGCAGAGUGCUUAAUUACAAACUAAUUGAAUGUUACAGAAGCAGCAAAAAAAAAGUGGUAUAAAAUAUCAUCACACAACCAGAAGAGUUUAAUUAGAUUAGUUUUCAUAAUUGUGUAGGUCUUUGUAGACGCUAAGUCUCUAAAAAACAAUGGAUUUCCCAUAAAUACAACCCUGAUGGUUGAGGAGUACUAGUCCUGCUAAGUAAACUGAAUUUUGUUACAAUGGAGUGCCCCUUUAAAUACAGUUGGUAUUGUGGGUUAAGAGUGUUAAAGAUAAUUACUGUCAGGCCAUUCAUUAGGCUGUUAGUGUGUUAGUGUAUAACCUCUUUAUUUUAUUAAGUCUGUGCUCCCAGCCACAUCAGAAUGAUUGCGCCAUGUUUCCUGAGAUCUGAUUGGUCUGUCUGUCCAGUAGAUUGCUCUCUAGGUUACCAUGGUGAUCUACCCUGGUUAUAAGUAAGCCAGCAUUGUGACACCAGAAAAAAAUCUGCCCCAAAGAUAGUCCAUGUCACUUCAUGAUACAGGCCCCUGAGCAGAUGAGAUGGAGAGUUGGCACUAGCUCCGUUAGCUCAGCCUUUGUCUGGUUUUUAAUCUUGAGACCAGGACGUGACCUGGACCUGAUGUAAAGCCAUGGUUUACCUUCAGCAAAAGAACAGGGUUGUCCUGCUUUUGUAAACUCUCCAAAAAUUAGCUAGGAUUGAGGGCUGAUCAUGAUCCGACCACUUAGCCUCCCUGCUCAAACUGUUGUAUAUAAACCUGGAUCUGGUGCUCAGCAUCCUUCAGGCUGGACCUGCGGUGCCAGCGCAGCCUGAGGUGUUCUCAUUGGUGCAGUUUCAAAUGUAAAUCACAGUAGGAGACGGUGCAACCCACUCUCACUACAACUGUUCACUGUUCAAACUCUUGUUUCUGUGUUAACUUGCGUCCAAACGCAAAGCUGGACCCAGUCUCCCACUGUCGAGGUUUCUCUGUUAUAAAGCUGAUGUUGUAUUUUACAAAACACGCGCACACACUCGCUCAUCCGUUGCUGUUAGCGCGCACUUUACAUCCAAAAAAACACACAGACUGGGUGACGGUGCCACGCGACACCUCUGUGAAACCAAUCAGUCAAGUCAGGCCAGGUGUGCAUCUGACUGUGUGAGUAGGUAUGUGUGUGUGAGGAAAUAACAUGUCUGACACACACAUUCACGCUAAUGUAUAAAGUUACCCAUUCAACACAGCAAUGCUGGCUACUGCCAAUAGUGGCUUUAUGUGUAUAUUAGCUUGCCGGGUGCGAGGCCAGCCGUGUAUAAAGACACCUAGUUCACAGCGUGUACCUGCGCUGUGCCUUGGCACCGAGCAAGAGCGCGUGUGUGCGUGGUGUGUUGUGUGCGCGCACGCACGUUUGUGUGUGUGUGUGUCUCGUCGCCCCCCAUCUGUAAGUAAACCAAAUAUCAUUUUCACUAUGCAGUCAUUCAAACCAUGUCAGCUUGCUUCGAUGGGGAAAAAAAAGCCUCCUGUACAUACACAGAUUUACGGAUAAACUGGAGUUAGCGACAGUGUGUUUUACUUUUCCUCCCUCUCCCUCCCCUUUCCUCCCCCCUGCAGCUAGUUCACAGAGAAAAAGAGAGAGAGCAAGAGAUAUGUUUUGAAUGAGCUGACAAAUAUUUAAGGAUUGUAUUGGGGUCGGGGAGGGAUGCGGGUUAGACUUGGGGGUUUGUAGUGUGUGGGGGAGAUACAGAUCAAUGCUGUAAAGUAUAUCAAUUGCAUGUUAUUGUCACCGCUGUAACUGCCAUUGUUUUGUUUUGUUGUUUGAUUUUGUUUUUUUGUUUUUUUCCAAGACAACGGUCGGUUGGGGCGGGGAUGCACAAAACUUUAUCCUUAUUUAUGAUUUUUACACAUAUAGUCUGUAUUUUUGUUUUUUGCGAAAAUGUUGAAUUUAUUGUGUUUUUAGGAAAAGACACAGUUUUUUGCCUUUUUUUUUUUUUAAAGUUCUGUCGACUUUGCAAUAUAUGUUUUCACGUUGGACCCGUAACUAGUUGUUGAGGAGGAGGAGGAAGAGCUGUAUCUUUAUUAGCAGACGGUGUUUGUUAGACAAAUGUCCUGUUUCCCCUCAUUCAUGUGCCGUGUAUCUUUCUUUUCAAUUAGCUGUGUGAGCGAGCGGAGAGAGUGUGUGUGAUGUUUAUUCGUCUACCAAAAGUCUUUAUUGAUGGUGAUCAUUAUUAUUAUUAGCUUUUAUUUUUGUCCAUUGUUUUUUAUUAUUAUGAUUACUAUGAUUACUGUUUUUAUUAUUAUUAUUAUUUUUGUUGUUGUUAUUAUUAUUAUUAUUAUUCAGGGCAAAGAUGACACCAAAUUGAACAAAGAAAUAAAUGGGUGAUCCCAGACAGACAGUGCUGAGAGCGUCUUUCUAAAGUUUUCUUUUUCUGGCGAGGUGGAGCAACAGUUUUUCUCACUGUAACGCUGUAGUGUCUGUCCACCUUAUUUAAACUGCCACAUAAAGAUAACCUCUGAACUGAAAGUCUAAUAGUAUUUUAUUAUUAUUAUUAUUAUUAUUAUUAUUAUUACAUAUUGUUUUCCUUUGAUCAGAUAUCAUGAUCAAUUUAUUUCUUGUUACCCCAGUUUGGGUCAUAAAUUGUGUGCUGUUAUUUUAUUCUUUUCCCCCUCUUUCUUCAUCCCUGCCCACUGCUUUUGGAUUUUAUUUUUUAUUUUAUUUUCUGGUUAUUCUUUUUUAUUCUUUCUGGUUUGUCUGAUGCUGUAGUAUUGAGCUGAUUGGUCUAAUUACCAGAGCUUUUUUUUUUUUUUCAAUCUUUUAUUUCCCCUAAUGCUGAGACUGUUGUGACUGAUGUUGCACUUGUGAUGGGUUUUAUUUUGUUUUUGUUUUGUUGUUGCAGAUUUGGGAUUGUUGUGCAGAGAGGAGAAUAUUGGGUGUUUUCCUUAUUUUCUUAAAGUCACAGCAGUUAUUUUAUCAAUCAUAUAGAUCUGUGACACAGAGCAAGAAAAUGAUUCAACAGUGUAUUUUUUUCACUGAUAUUUAUUUAUUGGUCAUUUGUAUGUUGUUGUUUUUUUUUUUGGUUUGUUUUUUAUGUGUAUUGCUUUUUUUGUGGAGGGCAAACAGGACUCAAGGUAGAGGAGUAGUCUGUCAUUGGCAUUUUACCAUUGUGUACAGAAAGCAAAAUGUAAUCAGUCAUCACACUAACAUACAGUUUAUAAAGUAACAGAGUAACAGGUUAAAAUAGAAACCUACAGUGCAGUAAAGUGAACUGCUUCAGGCUUUACUGUGACUGUCAGACUCACUGACAUCCAUUAUUACCCUCUCAGACGGCCCUGACAAAAACAAACUGUUCAUGGUUUAAAGCCACAGCAUGGUGUAUUUGAACUCUAGUGCUUUGCUAUGAACUCACAGUUAAAGCUUGUACUGUUUGAAUCUCGGAUGGUUUUUAAUCAGUAAAGCACUGAGCGCUGGCUACAAAGCAAACUAGAUUUGUUUUUGUUUUUUCUGUUUAAGUUUUUAUGUAUUUGAGCUGAUGAUAACUACUAUGAUAGUGGACUGAUUGGCUUGUUAUUAACCUGCACUCCCUGUUAGUCGAGGUGGGACACACCUGCUUUGAAAUAUCAUUGAGGUUUGACGCUUGGUUUUUUUUCUAAACGCAGUUCUCAGUCUAGAUUGCAUGAGUUUGCUAGUUCUGCAGGGUUGGGGGGAGGAUUGACUUCAGUCACCGCUGUUGCAGUUCAAAGGCUUCUUGUAUGUACGACACCACGGAUAUAUUGUCUUGACAGUUGUAUCAAUUGACACAGCUUUACUGCCUGUUUCUUUAAUUUUGUUUGUUUGUUUUUGUUUGUUUGUUUUGUUUUUGGCUGUAUUUUAUUCCCCCCCCCCCCCCCCAGUCUCAUUUCAAACAGAAUAAAUGCCAUUAUAUUGUGAAUACCUCAGGAUUUUUUUGGAGAAAAAAAAAUAAUAAAACACUUAAAAAUCAAAUAAAUAAAUAAAUAAAAACUCAUGAAAAGUU
Messenger RNA from Lates calcarifer (barramundi perch), 9064 nucleotides. It is a transcript of the gene map2k7, whose product is annotated as mitogen-activated protein kinase kinase 7. Lineage: Eukaryota; Metazoa; Chordata; Actinopteri; Centropomidae. Gene Ontology annotation, biological process: protein phosphorylation. Bases 87 to 1406 code for a protein of 439 amino acids. Gene Ontology annotation, molecular function: ATP binding; protein kinase activity. The record is from RefSeq and is a predicted model, not a curated record. The transcript has 12 exons.